Molecule: messenger RNA, 1062 nt
Organism: Ostreobium quekettii
Lineage: Eukaryota; Viridiplantae; Chlorophyta; Ulvophyceae; Bryopsidales; Ostreobiaceae
Source: the annotation of a GenBank genome assembly
AUGACCUGGGCUCGGCGCUGCGUCUCCCUGCUCCGCGAAGCCGAGGCCCCCAGCGCCCCAACCGUCGCCGCUCUCUCGCGAUCAAAGACGCUCGUACCCUCCCGGCGGCGGCUUCGAUCCCCAGCGACCCCCGACUGCACAGGAUGCUUGGGGUCAGAAUCAGCCGCCGCAUCGGAAAUCAAGGAGAAAGAGAAGCAAGUCAUGCAAUGGGCUCCCGCUCCGGCGCAAGUGUCCGUGAGGCGCUUGUCCAUUGCUGCGUGUGGGAGCGCCUUCCAGCGCGGAUGGAUCAUCCCCUCAGCUGCGGAAGCGAUUGGGCUGCAGGGCGGGUUGGUGAGUUGCGCUCGAGGGAUCCAGAUUGCUGCUGGGGACCCCGAUGCGGAUGCGAGUGCCGACAGCGCCAGGGAGAGGAUGGCCAUGGCGAUGAGCAUGAGGCCUCGGCGGGUGAGGAGGUCGAACGUUGGGGCGCUGGACAUUCGCGUGGGGCUGGUCGUGAGCGCGAGGGCCCAUCCGGGGUCGGCGGAACUGGCGGUGACGGAGGUGGACGUGGGGGAGGGGGCGAGCCGCACGAUCGUCGGCCGGUUUGCGAGGUUCCUUCGGCCGGAGGAGGUGGAAAGGAGGCGGGUGGUCGUCCUGUGCAACACGAAAACUCGCAAGAUGCUGGGUGUCGAGACCACAGGCCAGAUCCUGUGUGCCAUCAACCCCAGCCUGCAGACCUUCCAGCUGCUAAACCCCCCAGUGGAGGCGUCCAUCGGGGAACGAGUGUUCUUUGGGAGCCAGGAAUGGCAGACACCUCCCGAGAAGUCAUCUACUGUGGACAGGUGGAAGCUCUGGGCAGGGAUGCAGCCGUUCAUGAAAACGGGCCCUGAUGGUGUGGUCACAUACAAAGGGUGCCCCAUGAACACCAGGUCAGGGCCAGUUGAAGCCCCAAAGGCUCCACAGGGAAACGUUACAGUGGUCGUGUGGAAGGAUCUGAAUCCUGGAGCAGUGGCCACAGAACCAGGCGCUCUGAAGGAUCAUGGUAGCGAACCCAAAACAAGGGUUGCAUCCGAAGCCCAAACAUGA